Lactuca saligna is the source of this 1892-nucleotide messenger RNA. NCBI's taxonomy places the organism in Eukaryota, Viridiplantae, Streptophyta, Magnoliopsida, Asterales, Asteraceae. The record is from the annotation of a GenBank genome assembly.
ACAGAGAAAAAAGAGGGAGUGUGUGCGCAAAGAGCAGGGAGAAAAUUGAAUCUCAAUCUAUGAAUGAAUCGAUGCGGUAUUCUUGACGACGACAAAGAUGAUGCUUGUUAAUGGCUAAUUCAACCUCAAAUGCCACAUUAUUAUUCAUGGAUUUGCCUGACGAUCUGGAAACCGUGAUUCAAGAAAUGCUAAUCGGAAAAAAAGCGAUCCAGUGAUGCGGUCGUGAUUUGAUUUGAGUUUGGAGAGUUUUCGUUGUUUUUUUGUCGUUUUGUUGAUUAAUUUAUCAAGAAAAAGAAGAGGAGAUGAACGGUGGUGAUGGAGGAGAUGUCGCGGCAGCUCCGGCGGGUCCACCACCGCCGCUUGACUGGAAAUUCUCACAGGUGUUUGGUGAACGCACCGCCGGUGAAGAAGUUCAAGAAGUUGAUAUCAUCUCAGCAAUUGAGUUUGAUAGAAGUGGUGAUCACCUUGCGACUGGUGAUCGUGGGGGAAGGGUGGUGUUAUUUGAGAGAACAGAUACAAAGGAGCAUGUUGCAAGUAGAAAGGAAUUAGAGAAGACUGAUUACUCAAUAAGUAAACACCCUGAGUUUCGCUACAAAACUGAGUUCCAGAGCCAUGAACCUGAGUUUGAUUAUUUAAAGAGUUUGGAGAUUGAAGAGAAAAUCAACAAAAUUAGAUGGUGUCAAACUGCCAAUGGUGCCCUCUUUCUUCUGUCUACUAAUGAUAAAACCAUCAAAUUCUGGAAGGUUCAAGAGAAGAAAGUCAAGAAAAUUGCAAACAUGAACAUGAACAUGAACAUAGACCUUUCCAAAGCUGUUGGAAAGACCAAUGCUGCUACUUCAAGUACAUAUAUUGUAAACGGGGGAUCCAAAGAUAAAUCUUCCAUUGACUUCAAAUUUCCUCCAGGUGGCAUCCCAUCACUGCGUCUACCUGUGGUAACUAGUAAUGAAACCAGCCUUGCUGCAAGAUGUAGAAGAGUGUAUGCUCACGCCCAUGACUACCAUAUCAACUCAAUCUCAAAUAACAGUGAUGGGGAAACAUUCAUCUCAGCUGAUGAUCUUCGAAUUAACCUUUGGAAUUUGGAAAUUAGCAAUCAAAGUUUUAACAUAGUUGAUGUCAAGCCUACAAACAUGGAAGAUCUUACUGAGGUGAUUACAUGUGCUGAAUUUCAUCCUACUCAUUGUAGCACACUUGCAUAUAGUAGCUCAAAAGGAUCCAUUCGCCUUGUUGAUUUGCGUCAGUCUGCAUUAUGUGAUAAACAUUCUAAACUAUUCGAGGAACAUGAAGCACCGGGUUCUAGAUCAUUCUUCACUGAAAUAAUAGCUUCUAUUUCUGAUAUAAAGUUUGGAAGGGGUGGGAGAUAUAUACUCAGUCGUGAUUACAUGACUCUUAAGCUAUGGGACAUCAACAUGGACUCUGGUCCAGUUUCAACUUUCCAAGUGCACGAACAUUUAAGACCAAAGCUUUGCGAUUUAUAUGAAAACGAUUCAAUUUUCGAUAAAUUUGAGUGUUGUUUGAGUGGCGACAGCCAGCGAGUGGCAACUGGUUCUUACAGCAAUUUAUUCCGUGUGUUUGGGUGUGGGCCCGGAAGUACUGAAGCAACUACCCUCGAAGCCAGCAAAAACCCAAUGAGGAGACAAGUACAGACGCCUUCAAGGCCUGCCAGAUCUUCUCUAAGCAGCAUAACACGUGCAGUGAGACGAGGAGCAGAGAAUCCAGGGGUGGACGCAAAUGGGAACUCAUUGGACUUCACAACAAAGCUGCUCCACCUGGCAUGGCACCCAACAGAAAACUCAAUCGCGUGUGCUGCUGCAAACAGCUUGUACAUAUCCCAUGCUUCGUAUUCAAAUCUUAGCCAAAAUAACGUUUCGUGGUGCUUCUGCAACAACUCUUAA